Molecule: messenger RNA, 1842 nt
Organism: Aspergillus niger
Lineage: Eukaryota; Fungi; Ascomycota; Eurotiomycetes; Eurotiales; Aspergillaceae
Exons: 3
Coding region: 1-1842 (613 amino acids)
Biological process (GO): SRP-dependent cotranslational protein targeting to membrane
Cellular component (GO): signal recognition particle, endoplasmic reticulum targeting
Molecular function (GO): endoplasmic reticulum signal sequence receptor activity; 7S RNA binding; signal recognition particle binding
Source: RefSeq, a predicted model, not a curated record
AUGGAGAUCACCGACUUCAUUUUCUCCCAGAGGGAGGAGAGUCUCUUGACGGGAAACUACAACGCUUAUCGAGCACACACGACUCGCAAGUUGCACAGCGCCCGCCUGCGACUUGGACAGACCACCCCCAAACGCAGCAAGUACAUUGCCAAACGACCUGUGACGGCGGAAGAUGUGAACAGCAAUGUGGAAUACGUCCACACCCUACUCAUCAGCGCCGAACGGGCAUGGGCGAACGCAAUGCACAUGAAGACCACUCACUCGGCAGACCCAUCGGCCAAGGGGGUUAGCGGUACGACUAGGGGGCACAUUAUUUCGAAACUACGGAAGGCAGUUACAUUUGCGAAGCAAUUGGUGCACGUUCUCGAGGAUCAAGAAACUUCUGGUGCUGCAGACACUGAUGUCCUCGAAGCUCGUGCAUAUCUGGCGUCCCUCUUGGGAGCAUACUUCUUGGAGAAGCGCAAUUGGGAGCAGUGUCUCCAAAACUACUCCGUGUCAAGAGUGAUCUAUGCAGCUCUGGGUCAGCAAGUCAAGAAGGACGCCUUCCGAGACCUUCUUUCCGGCACUGUCGACCCCAGUAUAAGAUACGCAGCAUAUCAGUUGAAGCUCCCGCGGUCAAAGCCCAUCCCGUCUUUGGCUCUUAGUUAUUUCCCAUCGGACGCGACCAUCAGGUCCGAAGUUGAGAAGUUGGACCCCAACUGUCUGAAGGAGGAUGCAGCGGGCACUCGGAGGACCGCUGACGGGGAGGUGCAGCAACUCCCUGGAAGCGUCACAUGGAGAUCGCAUACAGUUGGCUUGGAAGAUGCCGCAAUCUCACAGGCUCUUGCGUCCGCAGCGGCAGCUGAGUCUCGUCUCACUACGUGGCUUGCGGAAGGUGAGGGCAAAAACGCCUCCUCGAAAGAUAAAGCCGCUGCCUACGAUAAUGUUAUCAUCGCCAGUCAAGAUGCCGUCGAUGCUACAAAGACUGCGAUCGAUGACCUUGCCGGAGAGGGAGUUGACCCGAGUGAUAAGAGAAUGCAGGCUCUGCAAAUAACGCGGACUGCUGUUAACUAUGAUCUGGUUGGGUGGAGAAUCGGACGGAACCGUGUCCUUUGCGGAGACAACGACGGCGUUUCAUUCGAAUCUGUCUCAACCAAGUUACCCAAGAGUGCCAAGGCUACUGCCAAACAGGACGAUGCUACGGGUAAGAAGCUGGCACGGCUGCGCGAAAGAGUCGUCCUGUAUGAUUCUACCCUUCAAAGUAUCGAGUUCAUUCUUGAGCUUCCCGGAGUUGCCGCGGAUACGGCGUUUGUUCGCGAAUUAGAUGCAAAGCGGCGGUACUUCCGUGCUUUAAGAUGUCUGACCAUUGGACGGUCGCACGGAAUCCUGGGCAAGUCUACCAAUGCCCUCGCCCUAUUUGCGCAGGCUUUGGCCCUUGUCACAGAGACCGCACGGUCGCCGCAAUCCUUGACUGAAACGGAAGGACCACCGAGGCUGGAUAUUUCCCGUAGUCAGGUCCAGACUCUGGAGCUGACCUUGAAGGGCCUGGUUGCGCAAUACCGCGGUUUGGUGACUUUGGAGAAGAUGUCCGCUGAAGCACAGUCAAAAUCUGUAACUCAGCGACCCGCAGUCGAACGUCUACACGAUUUUGCCGGUGAUGCUCUGGAUUUGACCAACAUUGUUCCUUACCCCCCUCAGAUGCAGCCGAUUCCAGUGAAGCCUUUGUUCCUGGACGUGGCUUGGAACUACAUCGAGUACCCUCGUCAAAGCACGCCUGCUGCAGACAACAGUCAGGCUCAACCGGAACCACAGCCGGAAGAGAAGAAGGGUGGACGACGCGGCUGGUUCGGCUUUGGUCGGUAG